Molecule: messenger RNA, 2538 nt
Organism: Dermacentor andersoni
Lineage: Eukaryota; Metazoa; Arthropoda; Arachnida; Ixodida; Ixodidae
Molecular function (GO): protein binding
Source: RefSeq, a predicted model, not a curated record
GCAGAUUAAUUUUGCCCGCAUCCAGGGUGUCCUUUAACGUGCAACAAAAGCUAAGAGCACGAGUGUUUUUGAAUUAAUAAUAGUGCCCUGUAUUGUCGUCACCGAAUCGCUAACGCUUACGAAGCGGUGUUGCGGCACGGGCAGUUAAGUAUCGCAUUGUUACAUUAAAACCUAUCCUUGCGACAUUAAAGAAAAGCCGAAUAACUCUUUCAGAUCGUUCACAGCGGUACGCGUGUAGCGACAGAGCUCUGUCAACCUGUGGAGCAAUAUGCCCCGGAAAUACCCGCAAGAAAUAAAAAGCGAGCAAACAGAGAAGAGAUAACGACAAAAAAAAAAAAAGAACAGAGUGUUAUCAGCGCGCCAUAUCUUGGCAUUUCCACGAGGCUUGAUAUAAGACGGGGGACCUAUACGUGAGGUGUUAUCCAAUCAGGAGGAAGGAAGCUGAUUCAAACGCCUCUCCCACCUCUCCUUCGUCCUAUCUCUCCGAGGUAGUUUGUUUUGCCUUGACACACUUGGUAUGGGCUAAAUAUUAGUCCAAAUGUCAUUUGUAUGAACCAUCUGUUACGCAAGACCGAAUGAAUUGCUGACGACACAACUAUAAUUCAGGAACUACUUUUUCAUGGCGUAGGAAUAACGCUACACCCCGUUGGCGCUCAUUCAACUCUACGCUAUAUAUCUACGCGGAUGGUUGGCCGUCGAAACAACGCGGAUGUUUAAUGUAAGCCCCCGAAGGUAUUGGGAAAAAAACAACAAUGAAAACUACAUGCGUCGCGUAAGCAACGGUCCUAUUUGCAGUGGCUAGCUGAUAAGACCUACUGCUCGUUCGCAUAAGCCCCGCUUUCGCGAACAAUGGGAAGACAUGGCCGCCCUGUGUCGUCUGCUCGCCACGUUCGGUUUCAUCUGCCCCGCCGUGGCGGUUGAAUUGGACAUGGAAACUUUGUACAUGAGUGACACCUGUCGGUCGUCUGGUCAGCAACAGGAGCUCACGCUGUUCCAGCUCCAGACCACGGGCAGCCGCUCCACACUCACGCUCCGGUCUCGACGUGCCGACUUGGCUCCGCGGUGGAACGUGUGGGACAGCUGCACGUCCAAUCUACUGGUGACCAGUCCGCCGGGAUCGCGGAUCACCGUGGCCAUCGAGGAUCUGGACAUGCGCGCCGACCCCAAGGAGAACUACUGCAUCGACUUCCUAGACGUCCACCCGCUGGACUCCUUGGUGAGUCGGUUCUGCGGAUCCCUGGACGCCACCUACCCCACGACGUACGCUUCGGUGGACAACCGUCUGCGCUUCAAAUGGAACUUCUACACGGCCUCGCCCGACAGCAGGGGCUUUACCGUGCUACUGACGGCCUUCACGAAGCCAGCGAAAGGUAACUGCACGACCGCUGGCUCUGCCUCGCCGUCCGACGCCCUGUUCCUGUGCGACAACGGUCGCUGCAUCGACGCUAGGUGGCACUGCGACAAGCGCGACAACUGCGGCGACGCGUCGGACGAGAAAGGUUGCCGAGAUGAAGACAGCACCUUGGCGACACUGAGCAUAUGCGUAUGCGUCGCAGUUGUCGUGGUUUCAGGGCUGUUGGUCACAGCGGUCUGGAUGAAGUUUAAGAGGCCGCCGAGCCGAGGCGCUGCGAUCGUCGGCGGACCAAUGACUGCGUACAGCAUCGCCGUUGGUCCGGACAACUCGAACAGACCGCCGUACGGUCAUCAGCCGGAAAGCACAGCAGCAUCAAGGUCGUCGAUUAACCGUUACUAGGCUGCGCAAUGUGCAACUUCAUCCGCAUCCGUGUGACGCCGCAGAACUUUGUGUGACUCGUGUCGAGUUGGUUCCAGACAUGUCGCCGUCCAGCCAAGGGUGCGCAUCAUCGACGAUAGCCUGGACGUCUGCUUCCUGCGUAUGCCUCUAGUCGACCUGGAGGAGCUACUUGAAUACUCGACGCGAGCGCUCAGGCCUAAGAGAUCUGCACUUCCGCCAGCGAAUCAAAAUGUACCUGUGCUAUUUCGAGUGCAGUCACAGCGGCAGUUUUGUCACGACGAGCUGUUUCGCAACUUCCGGAACACGAGACAUUCCAUUGAAACCGCCGCUGCUGUCCAUGGCUAUGUAAAAUAAAGCGAUAUAGCAAACGCGCGAAAUGAGUCUUGAUUUACAUCGCACUUGCACACGUUACAGAAUGAAGUAACUGAUUUUACUUCACUUAGAAAUGUAAACGAUUACAGUGACCAGUUACUGCUCCGAAAGUACCCGUGCAAUUACUAAGAAUAGAUCGUACUUUUACGUAACCAUUUCUCCAGCCUCUUGUUCACAUCGCACGAACAGUAAAUAGAACAAGCUGGCCUAGCUCUAUCUACGCGCCGUAUGUAGCCUUUCACGCGUUGUUCACCUUCGCUAACAAUUGCUUUUCUAAAUUUUGUUCGGUCAUCUUCACUCGCUUUCUUGAGAGCAUCAGCAGCAACACUGGAAACUCCCUUGAUGUGCGCAUUGGAGGGAAGGACUGUGUUCUAGCGUACGAACACCUGACGUGUAAAUUGGCAAAAAAACAG